AUGGGAGUUGAUGAUCCAUCACAGAACUUCACAGAAAUGCCUGAUCUGCAUGGAGUAGCAGCCAACGCUGCACCAUCAGAUAUAAAAGACAUGCAAAUCGAGAAGUCUCCGACAGAAAAUGAAAGUGUCAAGUACAAUGACAUUGAAAUGAAGGUUGCUGACAAGCCGGUAGUUCCAAACAGUCGCACAGUAAUGGCCUCAGCCACCACUCCAGGCGAGAUUAAAAGGAAAAUUGACGAUAAUGUGCUAUGUUCAAAUAUCCAAAUUUCAUUUAAAAAGCAGGCGAAGUUGGAGCAGGAAGAACAAGCUGACCCAAAACCGUUGCCACAAAAUGGAGAGUCGAAUAGUCCUACAAACUGUCCCAAAGCUGGUGGUGCAACUCAUGCCACAAACGGACCAAUUACAGUUGCGACAAAGCCAGUACAUAUUUCUGCCGUCGACUUGACUUCGGCGGAGCAGAACUCUGAGAACACGAACGACGUACCUCUUUCUUUGUCCAAUGGAGACGCCGUUGCUGCCGUACCGUUGGACGAUACUCAGGAAGUCAUCAUCACAGCGGAUCUGCAGAACUCCCGUCCAGUCCCCGUGCCGCCCAAAGAGCCCAUCUCUGUCAGGAGCGAGGCGCAUCCCCAGGCGUUACUCGACCACAGCGUGUACUGCCGCCUGGGCACGUGGGUCAAGACUGAGGAGACUGAGGAGAUUGGAGAUGAGGACUUGCAGGAACAAGAGGAAGAGGGACAGCAGCUUCUUGAAAUGGUCCACGAAUUCCUCGAGAGCUUUUAUGUGAAGUACGGCAGUUUCAUUCCUCUGGCUGAAAACGACGUUGUGGAUCAUUUGAAGCAGAAAGGCAAAUCGGACCUCACAGACAAGGCGGUGGACAUAGAGAAGCAGGUGACUCGUUACAGAGCGGGGCUGGCCUCUGCUCCCGUGGCCGGCUUUGCAGUCGCGCACAACCGCCACACACUCAGUUUGGAGGACCUCAGCACACUGGAGGAACAGAACUGGAUCAAUGACCAGAUCAUCAACAUGUACGGCGAGCUCAUCAUGGAGGCGACUGAACAGAAGGUUCACUUCUUCAACAGCUUUUUCCACAAGCAGCUGGUUGCCAAGGGUUACGAGGGUGUGAAAAGAUGGACAAAAAAAAUCGACCUGUUUUCCAAGUGGCUGGUGCUCAUUCCCAUUCAUUUAGAGAUCCACUGGUCUCUGGUCACUGUCAGCAUGGCACACAAAACCAUCAGCUACUAUGACAGCCAAGGCAUCGUCUUCAGACAUACCACUGAAAACAUUAUGAAGUACCUUCUGGCUGAAGCCAAAGAGAAAAAACAGACUGCUUUCCAGAAAGGCUGGAAGCUCACCAUUGUCAAGGGGAUUCCUCAGCAGAAAAAUGACAGCGACUGCGGGGUUUUUGUCCUUGAGGUCGUCAGAGCUGUCUCAAAUCUGACGCAUGUCCCAGAUUUUGGACAGAACAGAUGGCCAUUAGUCAGCCUCAGGCUGGGCCAAUCCACACAAAAGAAUGGUUUUGUUUCAGGCUACGGUUCACACUUGCGAGUCUGA
Knipowitschia caucasica is the source of this 1554-nucleotide messenger RNA. The record is from the annotation of a GenBank genome assembly. NCBI's taxonomy places the organism in Eukaryota, Metazoa, Chordata, Actinopteri, Gobiiformes, Gobiidae.